Messenger RNA from Tigriopus californicus, 1164 nucleotides. Its product is annotated as putative OPA3-like protein CG13603. Gene Ontology annotation, biological process: regulation of lipid metabolic process. The transcript has a single exon. Lineage: Eukaryota; Metazoa; Arthropoda; Copepoda; Harpacticoida; Harpacticidae. Bases 130 to 924 code for a protein of 264 amino acids. The record is from RefSeq and is a predicted model, not a curated record. Gene Ontology annotation, cellular component: mitochondrion.
UCACGCAAUAUAUACCGUAGUACUGACAACUAUCUUCAAUUUUCCACAAGGAACAAGGCCGAUGUGUCCUUCAUUACAUCUUAGUUCCAAGUCACCUCCUUCUUAACUAAGCCUUCAGUGGCCCCCAACAUGGCCGUGGGAGCCUUUCCCCUGGCCAAAUUGGGUCUGCUCCUCAUCAAGCAAAUCUCCAAGCCGAUUGCCAAUGGCAUUGCUCGACGUGCCAAGGCCAGUAGGAUCUUUCGCACCUAUGUCUGCAUCCCCACGGCUCAAUUGUUCCAUUGGUAUGAUGUCAAAGUGCGGAUGCGUCUGUUGAACCUGGGCAAGGCCACCGUGAUUCCCAAGUUGAACGAGGAAAAGGCCAUCGAGACAGGUUCACAACUCCUUUCGGAGAUGAUCAUCUUGGGGAUUGCCUCCACGGUGCUCAUCUUCGAGUACAACCGAUCAUCGGAGAAGGAAGAGGCCAAGCAAGAGCAGAUUGAGCGCGAAAAGGCCUAUCUGGUGGACAAGGUCGAGAAUCUCGAGCUGACCUUGGAGAAGCAAACGGUGGAAAUCAAAGAACUAAGGCGACUCACACACCACCUCAGCGAUGAGGUAUACAAAAAGUCCUUGAGAGCUAAAUUGGGUUUGACCACAGCCCCAGAACCUGACUCAAAGAAAGGCCAACACUCGACCUUGCCCGUGGAACAAGUCUCGUACUGCAUGACCAGUGCUCCAUGUCAAGAGGAGGAGGAUGACAUUGAUGCCGUCAAGCCUUUGGUCUUGGCCGUGGCGGACAGUUUCGUGGGACCUUCAACAUCUUCAUUAUCAUCGGAGAUGGAUGAUUCUUAUCGGGUACAUUACAUGUUCUCACCGGUGGUGACCCCCGGGUUGGUGAGCUCAGCCGUGGACUACUUUUUAGAUGGCUGUCCGGGUGAAGAUAAUUGAUCCACAUGGAACGUAGUUUGUGAAGUCUUCCUCAUUCAUCGUGAUUAGCAUUCGAGAUUAAAUACAUCCUUCCUUCAAACAAACAAAAAAAAAACAUUGUGGAAUGAAUGGCCAAAAUGAAGUGCAGGAACGAUUACUUUUUUUUAUUUUAUCUGGAUCAUACUCAGGCUUUUUUGCUAUAGAGCAGAUUCAUUUUAUACUUUAUAAAAUAUCAACUUGUAUUUUGGUGGGAGACAAAAA